AUCGUUCAACUUCCGGUGCCAUCGGAAGCAGUGUUAAGAUGGCGUCUUCCGCGGAGAAUGUGCCAGGGGCAGCGGCUGGGAAAAGCCGAUUUCGUAACCAGAAAUCGAAGCAGGAGAACCAAGGUGACUCAGAACUCCUCACUGUUCCGGAUGGUUGGAAAGAACCAGCUUUUUCCAAAGAGGACAAUCCCAGAGGACUCCUGGAGGAGAGCAGCUUUGCCACUUUGUUCCCAAAAUAUAGAGAGGCUUACCUGAAAGAAUGCUGGCCAUUGGUACAGAAAGCCUUGAAUGAACAUCACGUUAAUGCAACCUUGGACUUGAUUGAGGGCAGCAUGACUGUUUGUACAACAAAGAAGACUUUUGACCCAUAUAUCAUCAUUAGGGCCAGAGACCUAAUAAAACUUUUAGCAAGGAGUGUUUCAUUUGAUCAGGCAGUACGAAUUCUUCAGGAUGAUGUUGCAUGUGACAUCAUUAAAAUAGGUUCUUUAGUACGAAAUAAAGAAAGAUUUGUAAAAAGAAGACAACGACUUAUUGGGCCCAAAGGAUCUACAUUGAAGGCAUUGGAACUGUUAACAAACUGUUACGUUAUGGUUCAGGGAAACACGGUGUCAGCCAUUGGACCCUUCAGUGGCUUAAAAGAGGUUCGGAAAGUAGUCCUAGAUACUAUGAAGAAUAUUCAUCCAAUAUAUAACAUUAAAACUUUAAUGAUUAAACGAGAAUUGGCAAAAGAUUCUGAACUAAGAUCACAAAGUUGGGAAAGAUUUUUGCCACAGUUCAAACACAAAAAUGUAAAUAAACGCAAGGAACCGAAGAAGAAAACUGUUAAGAAAGAGUAUACACCAUUCCCACCACCACAGCCAGAAAGUCAGAUUGAUAAAGAAUUGGCUAGUGGCGAAUACUUUUUGAAGGCAAGUCAGAAGAAGCGACAGAAAAUGGAAGCAAUAAAGGCUAAACAAGCAGAAGCUGUCAGUAAGAGACAAGAAGAAAGAAAGAAAGCUUUUAUUCCACCUAAAGAAAAACCAGUUGUGAAGCCCAAGGAAGCUUCUAAUGAAACUAAAAUUGAUGUGGCUGCCAUCAAAGAAAAGGUUAAGAAAGCAAAGAAUAAGAAACUGGGAGCACUUACAGCUGAAGAACUUAAGCUUAAGAUGGAAGCAAAUGAAAAGAAAAAGAAGAAAAAAAAGUAACAUAGGAAAAGAAAAAAACAAAAAAAAAACCCUGAACUAGCAUUUCUUAAGCUAUCUCCUUUUGUAAAGGAUUUUGAGGUAUACUAGGCAUUAGUUGCCGUAUCUAUGAGAAGGAAUACUUUGAUCGUUUUUUUCUAGUUUCUUUUGUUUCCAGAACAGAGUUCUUUAUAAAUAAAUUAUUAUAUUCA
This is a messenger RNA of Loxodonta africana (African savanna elephant), 1372 nucleotides long. It is a transcript of the gene KRR1, whose product is annotated as KRR1 small subunit processome component homolog. The record is from RefSeq and is a predicted model, not a curated record. The coding region runs from base 39 to 1184 and encodes 381 amino acids. Gene Ontology annotation, cellular component: small-subunit processome; nucleolus. Lineage: Eukaryota; Metazoa; Chordata; Mammalia; Proboscidea; Elephantidae. Gene Ontology annotation, molecular function: RNA binding. The transcript is spliced from 10 exons.